Molecule: messenger RNA, 1904 nt
Organism: Anopheles maculipalpis
Lineage: Eukaryota; Metazoa; Arthropoda; Insecta; Diptera; Culicidae
Product: protein prune homolog 2
Exons: 4
Coding region: 71-1897 (608 amino acids)
Cellular component (GO): cytoplasm
Source: RefSeq, a predicted model, not a curated record
AAAGGUCCUUUUUCGUAAGCAAAUACUUCUAUUAUUGUAACGUAGGUGGCGACGAACGUAUACUUUGUCGAUGAGUGAAAGUUUGGAAGACAGUCCACUGUCGGACAAUAGGAUGGACAUAUCGGAGAACACGACCUCGCACGGAUCAUCGCCUCCGCUUCUCGUGGAGUCAGGCUCGCCGGAUUAUUCGCCCGUGCACGAAUCCGAUGGCAUAACGAUGAAGCAAUCGCUGCUGCCUCCUCGCUGCCAAUUGGACACCGAGUUGGGCAACGGCGUAGAACCGCACACUGAUGCUCGCAAUACAACGACUGGCGACGCCGCGACGGAAUCGAUCGAGAUUCAUAAGCUGUCUGCUAACAAAUCGCCUUCCAUCGUAACGUCCCGGGUAACAUCAUCGACCGGCCUGACGCCCGUCAGCAACCAUCCGCUGAUGAUGUCACCGACGGGAAGCGAAUCGGACGUGUCGGAGUUGAUAGUCGAUGCACGGACGCAGCCAGCAGGGUGCCACCGGGAGCCUACCGUACGCAACUAUUAUCACUAUCCGGACGUAGUGCCGGCAAGCGAGCAGCCACUACGGCUAGCCAGCCCGUACGCUAACCGUCGCGGUGGGGAGAAAAAAGCCGACGGUUCGAUGAUAGUAGCCGAUGAGAAGCGUGCUCACGUAGCCAUGGCUACGACGCCAGUAAGGCGCUUCAAAGGUUCGCCAGCCAAACGGAUGACAGUUGGGGUGGAUGGUUCGAAAGCUGGAGCCGCCACCUCUACGCUCGACGUUAUAAACUAUGCCAUCCACAGGGGUGUUGAAAAUGACCCAAAUGAUGGUGUCUCACCAGUGCGCCAGCGAGCCGCCGAGGAGAUAGGGUCGGAUUUUUUCAGCACCGAAUCGGAAGGCGAAGACCCGUACGAUGAGGAAGAUGUUUCACUGUUUCAAGCAUCCGUUACGCCUACGUUUAAAUCGGUGGCACUGCACGCCUCACCACCCCAAUCGGACGGUCCUUCACCGACCGGUGGCCAGCCGCGAAAGCAGAAGCAGCACUCGAAAUCGAUCUCGCCCCGUUUGCACCAGCGCCGUAAAGUACCACUGCCGAGCGAUCUGCUCGUUGAUGACGUAAGCUCGAUGGAGGACACGCUCUCGAACCAGAGCGUGGACGAGCUGCAGCAGAAUCUCGUGUCACUCAGUCCCUCUUCUUCCAUAUUGGAUGAUAAUGGGUUUAAUGUGGAUAUAGAUGAAGAUUUUCUCGAUCUGCCCGGCACACCGAAGGCAACCGGCUUAUCGGGCGACGUUUCUGGGCUUGAUGCGGUGGCGGCUGCUGGACGUUCCACAACGCUGCCACAGUAUUCGGCAAGGGAGGAAGCACGAGAUAUACGGAACUGGCAGAAGAUUACCCUGCCGGAUGGAAAAACGCGCGAAAUCGAUAUGAAGGUGAUCGAACCGUACAAGUGUGUGCUGUCGCACGGAGGCUAUCUGCAGGCGGGUGGACACAAUGCGAUCGUCGUGUUUAGUGCGUGCCAUUUGCCGGAUCGUUCGCGAGCGGACUACCAUUACGUGAUGAACAAUUUGUUCCUGUACGUGGUGAAGACGCUGGAACAGCUGGUGACGGAGGAUUACGUGUUGGUGUAUCUGCAUGGUGGUUCAAGCCGGGGCAAUGUGCCUCCAUUUCCGUGGCUGAAAAAAUGUUACCAGUUGCUUGAUCGACGCCUGAGGAAAAGCCUUCGCAAUCUUUACAUGGUGCAUCCGACCUUUUGGCUAAAAAGUGUCGUUUGGAUGGCGCGACCAUUUAUUAGUUCCAAGUUUUGGCGAAAGCUCGUGUACGUUACGUCGCUGGAAGAGCUGUACAAGCUCGUACCGGUAGAAAAGGCGGCCGUCCCGGAUAAGGUGAAAAACUACAAUGCUCGGUAAAGUAAUA